Molecule: messenger RNA, 603 nt
Organism: Prionailurus viverrinus (fishing cat)
Lineage: Eukaryota; Metazoa; Chordata; Mammalia; Carnivora; Felidae
Product: histone H1.4-like
Exons: 1
Coding region: 1-603 (200 amino acids)
Biological process (GO): chromosome condensation; nucleosome assembly; negative regulation of DNA recombination
Cellular component (GO): nucleosome; nucleus
Molecular function (GO): double-stranded DNA binding; nucleosomal DNA binding; structural constituent of chromatin
Source: RefSeq, a predicted model, not a curated record
AUGUCCGAGGCCACGCCCGCCACGCCCGCCGCGCCCGCCGCUCCGGCCCCCGCCGAGAAGAUGCCCGUGAAGAAGAAGGCCCGCAAGUCCGCAGGCGCCGCCAAGCGCAAGGCGUCCGGGCCGCCGGUGUCCGAGCUCAUCACCAAGGCCGUGGCCGCCUCCAAGGAGCGCAGCGGCGUGUCCCUGGCCGCGCUCAAGAAGGCGCUGGCGGCCGCCGGCUACGACGUGGAGAAGAACAACAGCCGCAUCAAGCUGGGCCUCAAGAGCCUGGUGAGCAAGGGCACCCUGGUGCAGACCAAGGGCACCGGCGCCUCGGGCUCGUUCAAGCUCAACAAGAAGGCGGCGUCCGGGGAGGCCAAGCCCAAAACCAAGAAGGCGGGCGCGGCCAAGCCCAAGAAGGCUGCCGGGGCGGCCAAGAAACCCAAGAAGGCCACCGGGGCCGGCACCCCCAAGAAGAGCGCCAAGAAGACCCCGAAGAAGGCGAAGAAGCCCGCGGCGGCGGCGGCCAAGAAAGUGGCCAAGAGCCCCGCCAAGGUCAAGGUCCCGAAGCCCAAGGCGGCCAAGCCCAAGAAGGGGCCGGCAGGAACUCAGAGGUUUGGCUAA